AUGUUUGAUAAUACACAGUACCCCUAUAACUGUUUUAAUUAUGAUGGGGAUGACUAUCCAACCUGUAGUUCUGACGAAGAGAAAAAAUUCACCAGACCAGCAUACAGCUACAUUGCCUUAAUUGCAAUGGCCAUCCAGCAAAGUCCUUCAAACAAAGUGACCUUGUCUGGCAUCUAUGAUUUUAUAAUGAAGAAAUUUCCUUACUAUAGAUCAAAUCAAAGAGCCUGGCAGAACUCCAUCCGACAUAACUUAUCACUUAACAAUUGUUUUGUAAAGGUUCCCAGAACAGAAGGGAAUGAGAAGGGGAAAGGAAACUAUUGGAGCUUUGCAUCUGGAUGUGAAUCCAUGCUGGAUCUUUUUGAAAAUGGGAAUUACAGGCGGAGACGGAGAAGAAGGAACAUGAAAAGGGAACACAAAGAGCAGAGACCAAGUGGAGGGAAAGAUCCUUCCUCCCCUGAAUCGUCUUCCAUGGAUUCUGGUUUAUACAGCAUCUCCUGUCAUGAAAGUAAAUGCGAGCCAACCGAAUCUGGACCCAGACUCUUGGAGCCUCAUGGGUUCUUUCCAAACAACACCUCCAACAGACAGAGCCUAAACAACUCCUCCCUAGGAAAAUCUGACUCUGAAAUUAAAUUUAGCAUCGAUUACAUUCUUUCAGCCCCAGACCCUUUGCCUGUUCUGAGAUCUCAGUAUCAUAUGCAAGAUAAUAAAUACCAAUUACUGGAGUCCCAAAAAAUUAAUCUCCAGUUCUGGACAAUGUGA
Molecule: messenger RNA, 759 nt
Organism: Emys orbicularis (European pond turtle)
Lineage: Eukaryota; Metazoa; Chordata; Testudines; Emydidae
Gene: FOXL3
Product: forkhead box L3
Exons: 3
Coding region: 1-759 (252 amino acids)
Biological process (GO): anatomical structure morphogenesis; cell differentiation; regulation of transcription by RNA polymerase II
Molecular function (GO): RNA polymerase II cis-regulatory region sequence-specific DNA binding; DNA-binding transcription factor activity, RNA polymerase II-specific
Source: RefSeq, a predicted model, not a curated record